AUGGAGGCUUUCGAUUCAGUUCAUGCAAGACCAGCUCCGUUUUGGAGAAAUGGACCUCAACCAGGAGGUUUAUACAACUUUUCAAAUAACUCAACGACUUCACGAAACACUUCAGAAUCCCAGAGAUCUGCUUAUCCAGUUGUCACAGGGACGUCUGUCCUGGGACUUAAGUUUAAUGGCGGUGUUAUCAUUGCAGCAGAUAUGCUUGGUUCAUACGGUUCUUUGGCAAGAUUCAGGAACAUUUCUAGAUUGAAUCGAGUCAAUGAUUCCACUGUGAUUGGAUGUGGAGGCGACUAUGCUGAUUAUCAAUUCUUGAAAAGCGUCAUCGAGCAGAGAGUCAUUGAUGAGGAGUGUUUGGACGACGGUUUCGGAUUCACACCAAAAAGUAUGUUUUCAUGGCUGACGAGAGUUUUGUACAACAGAAGAUCAAAAUUUAAUCCAUUAUGGAAUGUCUAUGUAGUUGCUGGGUUACAAGAUGAAGAACCAUUCCUUGGCUACAUUGAUAAAAUUGGUGUCGCUUACGAAUCGCCUUCUAUUUCAUCUGGUUUCGGAUCUCAUAUUGCUUUGCCGAUUUUACGAGAAGAGAUGGAAAAGAACCCAAAUAUGAAUGAAAAGGAUGCAACUGAAUUGAUCCAGAGAUGUAUGAAGCUGUUAUACUAUAGAGAUGCCAGAUCCCUUAAUAAAUACCAAUACGCCGUCAUCACCAAGGCUGGUGCCAAGAUUCAUGGUCCAAUUGUUCCUGAAUCAAAUUGGGAGAUUGCUCAUCUAAUUCAAGGAUAUGAAUAAGACUCUCAUACACCUAUUUUUAUAAGGCUUCAUCAAUGAUCAAGAUCGGCAAGGCUGGAAAUAAUGUGAUAGCCAUGUAUUUGACUUGCAUACAGUCAUCAGCUAAAGAUAUCAAUUCUAUCUAUCUAUUUAGGCUAAGCUAUUUGCUUGACCAGCUGAAAGAGCUAAAUUUCAGCUUAUUUCUGUACUAUUGCUUGAAUUGUUUCCAAUUUUGCGACUGUCAAAUUAUUUUCAGCCUUUGCCAGAAGAAUAUACGAGCUAACUAUACUGACUUUAGUGACAUUAAGAUUUCAUGUGAAAUUUUCAUUGUUAUUUAUUCAUCCAUCUUGAAUGUCAUCUGAUAAAUAUUGUUAUAAAAUUUCAAUGAAUGACUUAUUGGUUCUGAAUCUUAAAAAGACUCCAUUAUUAUAUAGCCAACUUUUCAUUUGUAGUUAAAAGGUUUCUUGUAUUCAAGGAAUGCUUCACAGGGAAUAACAUCUAUAAUGCAAAAAAAAACAAGCGACUUCUUCUUGUC
Messenger RNA from Lottia gigantea (owl limpet), 1300 nucleotides. RefSeq lists its product as hypothetical. The transcript has a single exon. The coding region runs from base 1 to 786 and encodes 261 amino acids. The record is from RefSeq and is a predicted model, not a curated record. Gene Ontology annotation, cellular component: proteasome core complex. Lineage: Eukaryota; Metazoa; Mollusca; Gastropoda; Lottiidae.